Molecule: messenger RNA, 5602 nt
Organism: Mus musculus (house mouse)
Lineage: Eukaryota; Metazoa; Chordata; Mammalia; Rodentia; Muridae
Gene: Zfp710
Product: zinc finger protein 710
Exons: 6
Coding region: 1258-3195 (645 amino acids)
Cellular component (GO): nucleus
Source: RefSeq, a predicted model, not a curated record
CCAGAGCUGGGAGGAGGCCAGGCUAUGCCGAACCCCGGGCCCCGCGGGGAGCCACAAGGGCCCAGACCUCAGCGAACGACCACGCCUCGGCGCCCUCCAGCAGUGCACCCCGGGGUCGAGCCUAGGCCCUGGGCUUGGGGAGGAUGCGAGGGACCCCGAACUCCUCUGAACCCCAUUCGCACCCGGGUCCCGGUGAUAGCAGCCGGGGCCGUUCCCUCGAGUCUGACCGUCCAGGGCUCUGCGAACAGCUGUUUAAAGGCUCUUUACUGUUGAGGGCUCUGCGGCGACGUUUGCUCUAAGUCCCAUCUGCCCACUUAAAAAAUAUAUUAAGUGAAGAGCACCCCCAGCUUCCACCCCUGACUGGGGAGGGGGCAGGUUGAGCCCUAACCCGUAUUCGGAAGGACUGGCCACUCGGGCUCCCCCGACCCCAACCCCCAUUAGCUCUUAUUUGGGAUAGGGCACCCCAGACUUCCUGGGGGCUGCUCUCUGGAGCCCCCUUUGUGCCUGGCAGGGACAGCCCCCCCAUUUCCAUGCGAGGUUCUGACGCUCCCUUCUCCCCCGCUUGUUAAUCUUUGUUCCCCUUUUCUGCUGAGAGGAGGGGAAAAAAAAGAGGGAGAGGGCGAAAGAAAAGAAGGAAAAAGGCGUGACUCGAUUUUCAAACGAAACUCCCACAGCAAACAAAACCCUUUUAGAGAAAUAAAGGAGGAAGGAGGAAGAAAAGAGGGAAGGGGAAGAAAAAAAAGAGAAGCCUCCAGGCUUGCAAUUCGAGUAGGAGAGUUGCAGCGAGAGAAAGAAAGAAAAGAAGAAAAAUCCUCUCUGCGGUAGAAAGAGAAAAAGAAAACUUGGGCCGAGGAGAGGGGGGUGCUGGGGGGGUGGAAGGAAGUGAGAAAACAAAAGAGAGAUAAAAGGGCUGCUUUUCUGUCUCUCUUCCUCUGCGAGCAGGCUUAGGAGGAGCUGUUUAGCAUCCCUUCACGUCAGCCCUGCCUCAUUCCCUUCUUCCAGGGAGGGAGAGAGCGCGAGCGAGAGAGCGAGCGAGCGCGAGAGAGAGCAGGAGGGAGAGAGAGAGGGGGGGAGAAAGAGAGGAGCCGGAGGGAGGGUGGCAGAGCAGGGCGGGCGCGCGUGGAGGCGGCGCGCAGCUGCAACCCGGGCGGUGGGCAGCAGGAGCCCCCGGCCCGCCCGGCCCGGCCAGCCGAGGGCCCCCAGCGCGAGGAGCCGCGCCCGGACCCAGGAAAUGCCCUCGUAGCCAGACGCCACGGGAUGGAGGGCUUCAUGGACUCAGGGACACAGACCGACGCUGUGGUGGUGCUGUCCUUGGCUCAGGCGGCUGUGCUGGGCCUGGUCUCAGAAAAUGAGCUCUUCGGAGCCACCAUAAGUGCUGAGGCCUUCUAUCCAGACCUAGGGCCAGAAUUGACUGGGACAGCCAUGGGGGAGCCAGGACCGCCAGGGCCGGACAUCUAUCAGCUGGCCUGUAAUGGACGAGCCCUGGAAGAGCCCCCGGAAGAGGAGGUGCUGGAGGUAGAGGCGGCCUUUGAGAAGCACACGCGGAGGAAGACACGGCCCCCUGUGAGGCUGGUACCCAAGGUCAAGUUUGAGAAGGCAGAAGAGGAAGAGGAACAGGAGGUGUAUGAGGUGUCUGUGCCUGGUGAUGACAAAGACCCGGGCCCUGCAGAGGCCCCAGCCGAGGUGGCCAGCAGCGGCUGCGAGGCCCUGGUGCAGAGCAGUGCCGUCAAGAUGAUCGACCUCAGCGCCUUCAGCCGCAAGCCCCGGACACUCCGGCACUUGCCGAGAACUCCAAGGCCAGAGCUGGACAUGGCCCCAUUCGAUCCUCCUUUCCCAGAUCCAGCCCGGGAUGGCUUCCCCGAGCCCAGCAUGGCACUACCUGGACCAGAGACUUUGCCCACUGAAUGUAGUUUUGAGCCGCCCCACCUGGCCCCAUUGAGCAAUCCUGAGCCUCCCAACAUGACAUCGACGACAGAACUCGUCAAACCAGAGCAGGGCUUCGUGUGGCAGGAGUCCAGCGAGUUCGAGGCUGACACGGCGGGUUCCACAGUGGAGCGCCACAAGAAGGCACAGCUGGACCGGCUGGACAUCAAUGUGCAGAUCGAUGACUCCUACCUAGUGGAGGCGGGUGACCGCCAGAAACGCUGGCAGUGUCGCAUGUGCGAGAAGUCCUACACAUCUAAGUAUAACCUCGUGACGCACAUCCUGGGCCACAACGGCAUCAAGCCACACUCGUGUCCCCACUGCAGCAAGCUCUUCAAGCAGCCUAGCCACCUGCAGACGCACCUGCUGACACACCAGGGCACGAGGCCCCACAAGUGCCAGGUGUGCCACAAGGCCUUCACUCAGACCAGCCACCUCAAACGCCACAUGCUGCUGCACUCGGAGGUGAAGCCCUACAGCUGUCACUUCUGUGGCCGCGGCUUCGCCUACCCUAGCGAGCUCAAGGCCCAUGAGGUGAAGCACGAGAGUGGCCGCUGCCAUGUCUGUGUCGAAUGCGGCCUAGACUUCUCCACCCUGACCCAGCUCAAGCGCCACCUGGCCUCCCACCAGGGCCCCACCCUCUACCAGUGCCUUGAGUGUGACAAGUCCUUCCACUACCGCAGCCAGCUACAAAACCACAUGCUCAAGCAUCAGAAUGUGCGGCCCUUCGUGUGCACUGAGUGUGGCAUGGAGUUCAGCCAGAUCCAUCACCUCAAGCAGCACUCUCUCACCCACAAGGGUGUGAAGGAGUUCAAGUGUGAGGUCUGUGGCCGGGAGUUCACGCUGCAGGCCAACAUGAAGCGCCACAUGCUGAUCCACACCAGCGUCCGGCCCUACCAGUGCCACAUCUGCUUCAAGACCUUCGUGCAGAAGCAAACCCUCAAGACCCACAUGAUUGUGCACUCGCCUGUGAAGCCGUUCAAGUGCAAGGUGUGCGGGAAGUCCUUCAACCGCAUGUACAACCUGCUGGGUCAUAUGCACCUGCACGCAGGCAGCAAGCCAUUCAAGUGCCCGUACUGCUCCAGCAAGUUCAACCUCAAGGGAAACCUGAGCCGGCACAUGAAGGUCAAGCACGGCGUCAUGGACAUCAGCCUGGACAGCCAAGGGAUGCUUAGCACUGCUGCUAGAGCAGCUGGAUGCUCGUAUGCCUCUUCUAGUUCAACACAGUCUGCAAUUCUAUGCGGAGUUCAAGGCCAGCCUGAGACCCCAUGAUGGAGCUGGCAGGCCCUGACCCCUCUGAACUUGACAACCAUCAGGAGAUGGAGGACUUCGAGGAAAACGCCUACACCUACAGCAGUGUGGACAGCAGCGCGGAGGCCAGCACCCUCACUGAGCAGGCCAUGAAAGAGAUGGCCUACUACAAUGUGCUAUAGCAGGCCGCUGAGUGGGCGGGGAGGGCGCAGGGUGAGACCCACAUACUGAGGGCUGCCCCUCUGCAGCCCAGAACCAAGCUACUGCCCACUGCCUGGCCCUCCUCCCCCCCAACCCUCAAAUCAUUUGCACCACUAGGGAUCUUUAGACCAAAUGGAGACUCUACUACUGUCCUUGCAGGGAGCUGGCCACAGGCCUAGGCAUCCCGGUGAGGGAAAGGUAACCAGGAGGUCCGCAUCUGGUUCUCCUUGGCCUGCUGCUGUGCGUGGGCAGGGGGAAUGCCAGUGAGGCCUCUUACAGGCACAGACUUAGAGGUCUUCCCCAAGCCACCUCAGGCGCGGAGGCGCUCUCCAGGAAGAGAAUGCUUGAGCCAGGCCUUGUCUCUCUUCUGCACCGACUCUGGCCUUUAAGGACAUCUGAACCCCUGCACUGGCCGACACUGCCCACCCCCACCCUGGUCAGACCCAAGAACCUCUUCCCUCCCCCUAUCACUCAAGAGCCAGGCAGGGCACUCUGCCUUCUACCUCCUGGGCCUCCCCUUGCUCCAUGCAGGCAUGCAUGCGGCCCUAGCCCUGGCCCUGCCUGUCGGAGAGCUGAGGGGAGUCCAGCCUCCAGAGCACCCUCCCAGCUGGCCUGCAGAGCUCCCCUGCCCCAGCCUCGUUUGAAAGAAUGUCCCUAAUGUGCAUUUCAACACAGUUCAUCCAGGUCUGUUCCAAGCUAAGGUACCAACCACAGGGUCCUCACCAAACAAACCCAGGACAUGCCCUGCAUCUGGCAAGCAUUAACAAAGAUAGAUGGCGGCUCCUUGAGCCAGCGGGGAGGGAGGGUCGGGGUGACAUCUCUGGGACCAAGAGUGGCUGUCCUCAGGGGAAGCCAAGGAAGACCACCCGUGGGAAGAGGGGAACUAGAAUGGUUUUGGUUUUGGUUUUUUAUGAGCAAGCAGGUGUCGUGGGGAGUGGGUGAGCUGUGGCUCAGCCGGCUCCGGAGGAAGAGCAACAUGUUUAACUGAAGACCAGAGAGAGGGAGGGGAAAAUUCUGUUUGCAGCAAGAAGGGUAUUGUGAAAGAAAUUUAUGUUUUCCUUUCCAACUCUCCUGUCUAUCAUCUUUGAUGGAGAGGGGUUUUUUUUGGUUUCUGUUUCUAUUGGUUUGUUUUGGGUUUUUUUUUUUUUUUUUGGUUUUUGGUUCGUCCAAGCCUCAGCUUUCUUGUGUGCUGUGUGUACUUCCUGCCUCCCUUUCCGAAAGCAGCCAUGCCUGAGGGGCCCUGGCCCAGGUGUAUCACUAGCUGGGAGCCUCAGAAGGCUAAGGCAGGAGGGAAGUGGGGGAGGCAGAGAACCUACCCGGCCCUCUCCAGUCAGCUGGCCCUCUUCACCUGUCCCCUCCCCUCCCCCCUGUCCUCCAUCCAUAAGCUCGCAAGCACCCAAACCCCUGCCCACAAAUCCCAAGGCCCCCAAGGGGAGGAGCAGGCGGGACUAACCCCAAAAAGGCAUAGAUGAAGCCACCAGCUUUGGCUGAAAAACCAAGAGGGGGAGACCAGCUGAGGCAGAGGGUGUUGAUUCGCAGUGUGACAGCCCCCAAGCCAGGCCUCAGGGUGACUGUUCAGGACUGGGGAUGAGGGGGACACAGUGGCCCAGGUGUGGUUUCCCAUGGCUCCCGGCCUCCCAGGUGCCCAUCAUGAUGACCCUCAGGUGGCAGUGAUUAGCUAUCACUGUACAAGACAUUUAUUUCUCCUGCUGAGCAGAAGGCAUCACCCCUGCAAACUACCUCUUCCCACAAUGACUUUCUCCCUGGUACCAAAAAGCACCCUGUACCUCCUCCUUCUUCUCUUCCUCCUCCUCCUCUCCUGCCAACGCAGUGGCCUUGGUCUUGGAACAGAAGGGAGAAGUCUGGCCUGGGUGGGGUCUCCCACUGUCCCCCAGCCUGCCAUUGGCACAACCCCCUUGGGGAUGCCAUACUGAAAAAGCCCCUGCCCUCGCCUUGUGCCGGGCAAAGCGGAGAGGAAGGCACAGCACAGUACACAGUUGGAGCUGGAGGUGGUCCUGGCACAGCUCCAGCCUCACCCCUCCCAGGCUUCUGAAAAGGGUGACUCAGAAGCCCUGGCCGAAUUCCACUCUAACUUAUUUUGACAUGUAUACAAACCAACUGUUUAGAGAUUCCUCUUGUGCAGAGCCCUACUGUGUUUUUAUGUUCCUGUUUAAAAAGAGAAGUUUACUUAGCAAUAAUUAUAAAUAAAUGAAUAUUCUUUAGCGAG